AUGGCCAGCUCGCCGCCAGCCUCUCCUGGGAAUCAUCUGACCCAAAGACCGAUGAGCGCAAUGGUGCGACCCUCCCCACGAAGCAACAGCCGCAUGAGCACGACGAGCAGGCAAGGUGGUGGAAGCAAAGCCUCUGAUGAAGAUAUCCGAACCGCGGUCAAAGUCGCCGUGCGCGUCCGACCGCCCCUUAACCCGAACGAUCCUGGCUAUGAUUUGAUCCCUCAGCGGUUCCAGCGAUCCAUGGUCCAAGUCACGUCUGAUACGAGCUUAGCCAUCGACUCACCGCAAGGAAAGAAGCUUUUCGUAUUUGACCGUGUCUUCGGUUCAGACGUCGACCAGGAGGGGGUAUGGGAUUACCUCAAUGACUGCGUCACUGCCUUCAUCCAGGGUUACAACGUCUCUCUACUGGCUUACGGCCAGUCGGGAGCCGGAAAGUCUUAUACAAUGGGCACAUCCGGCCCCAGCGAGCAGGGUGACGUCGAAAUGAUGGGUGUUAUCCCAAGAGCGGCGACGGCCUUGUUUGAAAUGCUAGACGGGACGAAGAAACCAACGAACCGGGGCUCCAUGUCGCAUCUUAGAACGCCCGCCCGAUAUUCCUCGCAUGCGUCUCAACCGUCGGCCGACAAGAACUGGUCGCUCAAGGCAACUUACCUCGAAAUCUACAACGAGCAGCUGCGCGACCUCCUCGUCCCCGACCACGUGCCUCAAAACGAGCGCAGCGCCGUCACCAUCCGCGAAGAUGUCAAGGGUAACAUUAUCCUGACCGGCCUGCGACAGGUCGAGAUCAACUCGGUGGAUGAUUUGAUGAAUGCACUGGAAUUUGGCUCGACCCUCCGGCAAACAGAUGCAACGGCAAUCAAUGCGAGGUCUUCCCGGUCCCAUGCCGUCUUCAGCCUCAACUUGGUGCAGCGGAAGAGCGGACUUCAUGGCUCAAACGGCGGCGACAAGCGUUUCUCGGUGCCUAUCGAAGCUAUGACGGGGUCCGAGACCUGGGUCACCACCGACAGCAAGCUCCACUUUGUCGACCUGGCGGGCAGUGAACGGCUCAAAAACACCGGCGCACAAGGCGAGCGUGCCAAGGAAGGCAUUUCCAUCAACGCCGGUCUCGCCGCGCUCGGCAAGGUCAUCUCGCAACUGUCUUCACGACAGCCCGGAUCCCACGUCUCGUACCGCGACUCCAGGCUGACCCGCCUGCUUCAGGACUCGCUUGGCGGAAACGCCAUCACCUACAUGAUUGCCUGCGUGACGCCGGCCGAGUUCCAUCUGAGCGAAACGUUGAACACUGUCCAAUACGCCCAGAGAGCCCGGGCCAUUCAGAGCAAACCGAGGAUUCAGCAGGUGGAGGAGGGUGACAAACAGGCCAUUAUUGAUCGUCUGAAGGCCGAGGUUGCUUUCCUGCGGGAACAAGUCCGCAGCGCGGAGCGAGGAGGAGGCGAGCGGCGCAUGGCCUCUACCGGCGACCGGUCCGAGCGCCACUACGAACGCGAGCACGAACUGCAAAAUCAGCUGUUGGACGCUCAGGAAAACUACACGACGCUCAGCCAACGCCACGCAAAGCUUAUUGCCGAGAUGGCCAGGGCCCGUGAUAACGAGGCCGCCGAGAACGACCAGCACGAAGAGUCCAUGGACGACACCGCAACUGAGCGACUGAACCGUUCCAAUUCGUUUGCCGCAGCAGUCGAACAAGUCGUGCUCGAAUACGAAAAGACGAUCCAGACACUCGAACAAUCUCUGUCCAGCACGCGCGGAACGUUGGCCAGUACUGAGGCAAGCCUUUUGGAGAAGGAGACCAAGUGCACCUACGUUGAAACCAUCAACACCCAGCUGCAGGCGCGGUUGCAGAAGCUCAUGGAUCGUGAGGCGAGCACCGAAAAUUACCUCCACGACCUGGAGAGCAAACUCGACGGCCACACUUCCGGGGAGGAGAAGAACGCGACCAUUGUCAUGGAGCUGCGCAAGGAGAUCGCGCGGGUUAGAGAGAAUGAGGCGUCCUGCGAAGACUACAUCUCCACCCUGGAAGAGCGACUUGCCGAAGCGGACCAGGACGCCGAGCUGAUGCAGCGCGAAAUUGAUCGAUUGGAACAGGUCAUCGAGCGCCAGCGCAGUCUCGGAAAGCUCGACUCUCUUCUCCACGAGUUGGAUCACAUUCAGGGAGACAGCAAGGUGCCCGAGCCCGUCACGGAGACCUCGAACGGCGUCGUACGAGCCAACGGCGACCAUGCUCGAAACCAGUCACUGUCGCGGAUCAGCCGGAUGAGCCAAAACGAUGUGAUCCCCGAGAACGUGGAAGGAGAGGCCGCAGCCACAGCCGAGGCAGCCCACUCUGCGCGUGUCGACAAGCAAGGCGGCAACGACACCGAUGCCGAGACGACCCUUGCGAGGGAGCGGAACCUUGUGCCCGACAAGUAUGACUUUCCGCCACCGAGCCCUGCCCAGUCCAAGUUUGUCCAAGACAAACUGGAGAACGUCACGCAAGAGCUCAUCGAUCUGCGUGUCGAGCACGAGACCACCGUCAACGAGUACGACUUGUUGCACGCCAAGUACGAGGAGGCCCUACGCACCUUGGCGGAUCUCCAGGAUACCAUUGACGAGUCCCGCCACCCCGAGCGCAAAGUGCGAGACUCAAUGAUGUCUGUCACUUCCCCGACCCGGACCAGGCCCCCUUCAUUCUUCUCCGAUGCCAGGUCUAGCGGCAUGAAGGAUGGUGGUCCGUUCUCGUCUCGCUCUCUUUCUUCCGAGCUGUCUUCCGCGCUGGACUCGCCCGCCAUGAUUGACCCAUCCGAUGCCGAGACGACGGGUACUGCCAAACCCUCGUCAACCGAAGAUCUCCUUCAUCAAGACCUGCUGGCCACGGAAGUGGAGAGAUUCAGGAUGCUCGCGGCUGAGAAGGAAGGCGCGGAGAAGGAGCUGGCCGAGAGAUACAUCCAGCUCGAACAGAAGCACCACGAGGCUCUCGACAUGCUUGAGGAGCUCAAGACCGAGGUCGCACAGGCCAAAGCCUUGGAUGUAUCUUCCCCAAGGGCCAGCCAGCCUGUCAUCCGCCGCAAGUCCAGCCAGAAUGUUAUGAUCAUUGACCGUGCUCAUCGAUCUUUCGCCUCGCUCCGUAACAUCGCAGCAGAAAAUUUCGAAGGGCAGCCUGAUGUAAUGCAGAACUUUGAGCUGAACUUGAACGCUGCCAUGCAUGAGUUGCAUGCUCGGUCGGAGCGGAUCCAAGAGCUUGAAGCCGACGUUGCGUCUACCAAGAAGGAGAUGGAAACCAAGAUGGCCCUCAUUUCCGGUCUCACUCGCGAGAGGUCUAGUUUGAAGGCCUCGCCGAUGGACAUGUCAAUGGUGUCCAAUCUGAAGAACCAGCUUGAGGUGAACGAACAGCAGAUGGCGGCGAUGAGAGAAUCCCACGAGGCAACCGAGAAGAAGCUCUCGGCCGAGCUCGAGAGCCUCCGCGCUACCCUCAACAGGACGCGCAAAGAAGACGUUACCACCGAGACUCUUGCCGCAAGUGCCGCGGCCGGUGCCGUUGCCGACGUACCGGCAGCAACUACUGAGGUGACGGAGACUUCGCAGGCGGCCGUAGACAACGACAAAAAGAUCACGGAGCUUCAGACCGAACUGAGCACGUGGGAAGCAAAGCACCAGAACGCUCUCGACACCUUGCAGGAGACGGAGGCAAAGAUGAAGAUGACCAUUGAGGAGCUUGAAUCCGAAAUCAGGUCGUUGAACGCCAAAGUGGCCGAGCAGUCUUCCGCACCCGAUGCUGAGGGGAUCAAGGACGUCGGGGCAAAGCACGAGACGCUUCUCAAGUCUCUCCGUGAAGAAAUUGACGAAUACAAGCUGGCCAUCAGCACCAAUGCCGGCAAGGUGUCCGACCUGGAGGCUGCACACGCCGCCACCAAAGCGGAGCUCGAGGAAGCCAUCAGGGCUCGCGACCUGCACGAGACUCAAGCCAAGACGCAACACAGUCUGAUCACCAACCUCGAGAACCAGAUCGCGGCUCACGAGCAGGCUCUCAAGACCCACCAAGAGAGCAUGAAGUUGCUGCAGGAGAACCAUGCUCGAGAGGUGGAGGAGGUGAGGCAGGCCGAGCAGAAGGGAUACGAGGAGCAGGUCGCUGUUCUCCUCAACGAGCACGCCGAGAACAUCAGAGCCCUCGAGGGCGAGCUAAACGAUGCCCGCGAAGACCUCAUGAAGGUCGCUACCCAAGUAGCAUACGCCCUUGGCAAGGAUGUUAGCAUCGAGAAGCUCACCCAGCGCAUCGGCGUCCUAAUUGCCGACCAAAAGGCGCUCGGCGAGACGCGGAAGAGGUAUGGCGAGGUGGAGCAGCACGUUAUUGAACUGUCGGCAAUCAACGACAACCUUUUGAGGGAGCUGGAGCAAGCCAAGUCGACCCUGUCGGAUAUCCUUAUUGCUGAAGGCGACGCUGUGGCGAGCCCCGUUCCUCUACCCGCCCAGUUGUCUGCCAUCCGUAAGAAGAUCACAGACCUGGAGAGCCGGAACAAGAAGAACUCUCGCCUGGUGGAGGAGCUCGAAGACCAACUUCAGAGCAACUUUGACGAGGUCCAGAUGACCAACAACCGUCUCUCAACAUUGCAGACGGAGCGCAACGUGCAGAUCGAAGAAGCCCAGGCCGCCAAGUCCAGAGCCGAGAGCGAACUGGACUCGCUCAGAGCCGAAUACGCAGCCCUUCAGGUCAGUCUUGCCGAGAACACGGGCCCGAGUGGAAGCCGGGACGCUAACAGGUCACAGGCCAGGAUCGACGAGGCUUCGAACUUUGGUCAGGUUCAACAUCCGGAUUCCGCCAACUCGCCGCUUCGCAAGAGCGCUUCGGUGUCGUCGCUGCCGUCACCGCCGCCGGCCAUUCCUUUGCCCCCUCUGCCGGGCGGCGGCAACAACGCCUCGGGCCCCAACGGCACUGUGCCGAACACACCCACCCAGGCCGGACGACCCGGUAGCAAGGAUAACAUGGGCUCAAUCAACCACAUCCAAGAAGACCAGGAGGCCCGUAUCCGCACCAUCGAGAAGCACCUCCAGGCCGAGAAGCAACUCACACAAACCCUGGAGGAGGCUCUCACGGAUCUUGAGCGCCAAUCCAACAAGGUCAAGGCCGAUGGUGAUGCUUGGCGCAAGCGCUGCACGGAGCUGGAGAUGGAGAUCAAGGAACUCAAGGACCGUCCUGCACCCACGCCGCAGCCCGACAACCGCUGGAGCUUGCACGCCGUCGAAGAGGAGCGCAAGAAGCGCCAGGCCGCCGAGGCGCAACAGCGUCUCCUGGAGGAGCGCAUGAACGCCCUUUCCAAGAAGAAGAAGAAGGGCUCCCUCAACUGUUUCUAG
Molecule: messenger RNA, 5325 nt
Organism: Colletotrichum graminicola M1.001
Lineage: Eukaryota; Fungi; Ascomycota; Sordariomycetes; Glomerellales; Glomerellaceae
Product: kinesin motor domain-containing protein
Exons: 3
Coding region: 1-5325 (1774 amino acids)
Biological process (GO): microtubule-based movement; mitotic spindle organization
Molecular function (GO): microtubule binding; microtubule motor activity; ATP binding
Source: RefSeq, a predicted model, not a curated record